UUCCGAUUGUUCCAGCACAUUCCCUUCGCCCCCGAAAAAUAAUCGAGAGAAGAGAGCGCCGAAAAACAGAGUUUUAACCUUCAACCUUUGCUUUUGGUUGCCCGGUAACCCACACUCAUACAUGUACACGUACACAGACACCAACACCCGCACAUUGUAACUGCUUUAUCGAUAUCGUUUGUUUUGUUGUUGGACGGCAGGACAUCGGCGGUUCAGUUGGCAGGAGAAAUCCGGAGUGUAAAGGUCCUUUUUAGAGCAGAAGAAUCGUAAGGAAGAACCGGCAGCAGCAUGCCGCCGAAGGGGAAAAAGGGCAAGAAGGGCAAAAAAUUGCCAGUGCUCAUCGAUGGCGUGGACACCUCGGCGAUGACCCGCGACCAGCUGGAGGCCUUUGCCCUCCGGCUGAAGGCGGAAAUGGAUCGGGAGCGGGAGGAGCGGAACUAUUUCCAGUUGGAGCGGGACAAGAUCCGCACUUUUUGGGAGAUAACGCGCCAGCAGUUGGAUGAGACGCGCUAUGAGUUGCAGCAGAAGGACAAGGAGAUUGAGGCCACGCAGGACCUCGCGGACAUCGACACGAAGCACGUGAUGCAGCAGAUGAAGCACCUGCAGUUCGAGAACCACAAUAAACUGGGCGAGGUCCGGGCUGAGGCGAUGACCCAGCUGAAGCUGGCCCAGGAGCACCAUGUCCUGCAGGAGAACGAACUGCAGAGGGACAAGCGUCAGCUGCGCAGGAUGCUCCGCGAAAGGAUGGAGAUGAGCGAGAUGCAGCUGCGCCAAAUGGAGGCCCACUUCAACGAGAAGCUGCUGGAGCAACGCAUCACGUUCGAGCGCGAGCGCAAGGACAACGAGAUGCUGCACGAGGAGAAGAUGAUCGAGCAGAAGGCCAAGCUGGACCUGUUCUACGGCACCCAGAUGUUCGAGGUGGAGGAGCGCAAGAACCAGCAGAUCAAGGACCUGCAGGACCACCACGACCUGGCCUUCAACGACAUGAAGAACUACUACAACGACAUUACGCUGAACAAUCUGGCCCUAAUUGGCAGCAUGAAGGAACAGCUGGAGCACCUGCGCAAACAGGCGGAGAGAUCGGACAGGAUCGCUGCGGACACGGCGGCGGAGAAUCGCCGACUGAAGGAGCCCCUAGAGCAUGCCAACAUCCAGUUGAACGAGUACCGCCGCAAGCUGGAGUUCUACGAGCGGGACAAGCAGCAGCUAAGUCGCCUCAAGGUGCGCAACACUCGGCUGGAGAAGAAGGUCAAAGGACUCACCUGGGAAGCGGAGACGCUCAUCCUGCGCAACGACUCCUUGGUGGCGGAGCGGGAGGGACUCAAGGAGCGGUUCAACGACGUCAUCGUGGAGCUCCAGCAGAAGACCGGCCUGAAGAACGUCCUUCUGGAGCGCAAGAUCGCCGCCCUGAUGCGCGAGGACGAAAAGCGCAGCAUUGUCCUGCACGAGACCAUCGCCACCUGUGCCCCCAAUUUCGCCGAAAAGCUAACCAGCCUGGACGAGCGGGUGGGCAACAUCGUCGACGAGAAGAACAAGAUCAUCCUGGACCUGCGCUACGAGGUGGCCAAGGCCAGGAAGGCCCACGACGACCUCCUGGAGACCUACGAGUGCAAGCUGAAGCAGUACGGCGUGCCCACCGACGAGCUGGGCUUCAAGCCGCUCAGGGAUCGGGACCAACAGCAGCUAUACGUCUGCGGUCCUGCGGGAAUAAUCACCGAGAACAAAUAGGGAAUAGAAAAGGAUCAAAAAUCAAAAGCGUAGGAAAGAAGGCGAAACACAUUCCAAUACUCAGGCCCAAAAAAUAUUUUGGAAUAAAAGAGAAAACAAGACCAUUAAUUAGAAGCAAAAUAAUAUUAUGUCCCAAUAAGAUUCAAUAUACAAAAUUAGCAGCAUCAAACCAAAUGUUCCAGAGACUUUAUUAAACAAAAUUUCAAAAAGAAAACAGAGGAUCAAAGAUACAAGCAGAUAUUCUGAAGAUGGAAAUAGCAGACUGCAGAUAGCUUAAAUUCAACAAAUUAGAAGAAUGAACAUUUAAAUUGUUAGUACUGCUCGGAUCAUUAAGAAUUAAUUCAUUCUUUGUCUUGAUUUGUGGGCAAUCAUAUGUAUUAUUUAAAAUCUUCUGGGACAUAUUUUUGGAAAAAAAUUAAAUUAAA
This is a messenger RNA of Drosophila rhopaloa, 2153 nucleotides long. RefSeq names its product dynein regulatory complex subunit 4 (gene Gas8). Gene Ontology annotation, cellular component: microtubule; motile cilium; Golgi apparatus. Gene Ontology annotation, biological process: cell motility. Bases 289 to 1728 code for a protein of 479 amino acids. Gene Ontology annotation, molecular function: small GTPase binding; microtubule binding. The record is from RefSeq and is a predicted model, not a curated record. NCBI's taxonomy places the organism in Eukaryota, Metazoa, Arthropoda, Insecta, Diptera, Drosophilidae. The transcript has 5 exons.